Molecule: messenger RNA, 1581 nt
Organism: Penicillium argentinense
Lineage: Eukaryota; Fungi; Ascomycota; Eurotiomycetes; Eurotiales; Aspergillaceae
Product: cytochrome P450
Exons: 6
Coding region: 1-1581 (526 amino acids)
Molecular function (GO): iron ion binding; heme binding; monooxygenase activity
Source: RefSeq, a predicted model, not a curated record
AUGGCUCCAUCCGAUGCAGUCCCAUUUUCCGCCAAGGAAUGUGUCUAUUGGCUAUCUCUAUGUGGCUUCGCUCUUGUGCUCUAUGUCGGGGUCGUUGCUCCGUACCGACUAUUCCUAAGCCCUCUGGCUAAAUUCCCCGGUCCUCGUCUAGCUGCUGCUACGAGCCUCUACGAAAUCUACUUUCAAAUCGUCAAGGACGGCAAAUUCACCUGGCAUAUAAAUGACUUGCACGAUAAAUAUGGUCCUGUGGUCAGGAUAAAGCCUAAUGAGGUGCAUAUCAAAGACCCCGAGUAUUACAACACUCUCUAUGCUGGGCCAGGCAAGCACCGCAACAAGGACUCCGGUUUUAGUUUUAUCACCUACCCCCAAUCUCUCUUCUCCACCAAUGGCUAUGAGCUUCAUCGUAUGCGACGAAGGGUUCUGGGGCAUUUCUUCAAAAAGAAAGCUGUUUUGGAGAUGGAACCGCUUAUCCAGGCGAAUGUCCAUGCCCUAUGCCGGCAUUUCUCAAACGGGCUCCAGAAUCAGAAACCCCUAGAGCUGCAUACCGCCUACGAAUGCUUCGCUAGUGACACCCUUUCGCAAUAUGCCUUCGGCCAGCAACAUGGCUUCCACUACCUUGAUCAGCCCACCUUGUCAAUAACCUGGAAGAGCAGAAUCACUUCAAUGUUCAGCCUUUGCCGGCUUGUGCGAUACUUCCCAGCCUUGAGCGCCAUUGCACGCCUUUCCAAACCCAUUGCCACUUUAGCUAGUCCCUCGUACAAGCACGUACAUGAAUUUGAGCAGGAUGUGAGGCAGCAAGUGCGAAACGUGAUCAAAGAGCACAAGAAAACCACCAGCAACAGGCCCGCCGCCUUACCCAUUGAGAGACUCGGGUCGAUUAAGCUCCCAACACCCAUAUAUUACGCAGUCCUCGCCGAUCCCACCAUACCGGAUAGCGAGAAAAAGUCCGCACGGCUGGAAGACGAUGCCUUGUUUCUUAUGAUGGCCGGUACCGAUGCUCCAGCUCAAACGCUCGCGAUUACCAUGUUCCAUAUUCUCAAUACUCCUUCGGUUUACCAGAAGAUCAAAGCAGAGCUUUUCUCUGCUAUUCCGGAUAUUACUACCGCGCCCUCUUUCGCCCUCUUGAAUAGUCUUCCAUAUCUGAGCGCUACCAUUCGAGAAGGGCUUCGACUGUCUUCAGUCGUAACUACCCGUCUUCCACGAAUAGCCCCGGAUGAGGUUCUACAAUAUCAACGGUGGCAGAUUCCAGCUGGGACUCCAGUGAGCAUGUCAACCUACUUCAUCCUCCGCGACCCAACGAUCUUCCCCGAGCCUACGAAGUUUAUACCAGAACGCUGGCUGCUAGAUACUGAGGACCUAAAGCGGCUACAGCGGUAUCUUCUGCCCGCGUCGAAGGGUACACUCGGUUGCCUCGGACAGAAUCUGAACUGGGCGUGGAUGAAUAUUGUGAUUGGUACGCUUUUGAGGAGGUUCGACCUUGUUCUCUAUGACACCACCGAGAGAAACGUGGAGAUGACAAAAGACAACUUCAUUGGACAGACGGAAGACGGGGCCCUGGAAGAUGAAUUUAAUUAUGAGUGA